Molecule: messenger RNA, 3870 nt
Organism: Antrostomus carolinensis (chuck-will's-widow)
Lineage: Eukaryota; Metazoa; Chordata; Aves; Caprimulgiformes; Caprimulgidae
Product: connector enhancer of kinase suppressor of ras 2
Exons: 24
Coding region: 1-3216 (1071 amino acids)
Biological process (GO): regulation of signal transduction
Cellular component (GO): membrane; cytoplasm
Molecular function (GO): protein binding
Source: RefSeq, a predicted model, not a curated record
AUGGGCCAGUUGUGCAGUGAACUCCUCCGAGGAACCCUGAUCAUCCAGAGUUUCUCUGAGUCUGCAACACCUCUACUACAGCCCAGUUGCCUUGAUGAUUGCCUCCAACAAUACAUAAAAAAUUUUGAAAGAGAAAAGAUCAAUGGGGAACAGCUGCUACACAUCACUCAUCAAGAGCUUGAGGAGCUGGGAGUCACUCGCAUUGGCCACCAAGAACUCAUACUGGAAGCAGUUGAUCUGCUAUGUGCAUUGAAUUAUGGUUUGGAGACUGAAAACCUGAGAACUCUGUCUCACAAGCUGAAUGCCUCAGCAAAAAACCUUCAGAACUUUAUAACGGGUAGAAGGAGGAGUGGCCAUUAUGAUGGCAGGGCCUCCAGACGACUGCCAAAUGAUUUUCUUACCUCUGUAGUUGACCUGAUUGGUGCUGCCAAGAACUUACUAGCCUGGCUGGACAGGUCUCCAUUUGUCAGUGUGACAGAAUACUCACUGUUGAAAAACAACAUUGUUCAACUGUGCCUGGAACUCACAACCAUUGUGCAACAGGAUUGUACGGUGUAUGAAACAGAAAAUAAAAUUCUUCAUGUGUGUAAAACCUUGUCUGGGAUUUGUGACCACAUCAUUUCGCUCUCAUCUGAUUCUCUGGUGUCACAGUCAGCACAUCUUGAGGUAGUUCAUCUCACCAGCAUUAUGCCCAGUGAGGGGUUGGGAAUGUAUAUCAAAUCAACAUAUGAUGGACUACAUGUAAUCACAGGAACAACUGAAAACUCUCCUGCUGACCAGUGUAAGAAAAUCCAUGCUGGUGAUGAGGUGAUCCAGGUCAACCACCAAACUGUGGUUGGCUGGCAGUUAAAGAACCUAGUAAAUGCAUUGCGGGAAGACCCAAAUGGAGUGAUUUUAACCUUGAAAAAACGUCCUCAGAACACCCUGGUUUCUGCUCCUGCCCUUCUGAAGAAUGUGAGGUGGAAGCCUCUUGCACUUCAGCCUGUAAUUCCAACAAGUCCAACAAGCAGUUCUACAACACCAACAAGUACAAUGGGCAUAUCCUCAAAAAUGGAGAACUCUGCGCUCCAGGAUGUUUUCAUUCUGUCUCCUAUGUCAGGACUUUAUGGCCCCAGGGAUGAAAUUGGAAUAAUGUCUUGUGAUGACAUCAGCAAAUUUGGAAAAUCUGUAAUGAAAGGCUCUGAGUCUCCGAGCUAUUUUCUCGAGCAUGAAAGUGGGAAAUACUACACCUUAAUUGAAGGUGAAGGCCACCCCGUGGGCUCUGAGUAUGAGAGAAGCAGAGCUACAGGAGUGCGGAGAAGAGAAAAAACACCCACUCAUGGAGAUUUAAGGCCUGUUUCUAUGCCUACUGAGUACAGUUGGAUAGGGGAGUCAAAAGAACAAAACAUGUACAAGAGGGGAAGCAGAGACUCUGAGAAUUCACUCCUGCGGUAUCUGAGUGAUGACAAGAUACUGGUUAUCCAAGAAGAGCCUUUGACACAAAAAGACAACAAAAGAGACACAGGUCGUAGGUCAAGAAAAAAGGGCAAAAACACAAGCAGCCCAAACUACCCUAUUAGUCCAUCUGUAUUGACAUCUACUAUUAAUGUUAGGCUUGAACCUGGACAGCAAGAUGUCUUGAAUUUCUCGCUAGCAGAAAACAAUACUGUGCCACUUUAUCACAGAGCAGCAGACACAGUCAGUGGAGAUACUGAAAGAUAUGCAAGUUCUGCCAUUGACCGUCAAGGAAGCACAUCCAUGAGGAAGUCAUUCCAUUACGCUUCCCUCAGGGUAAAAAGCAGAAAAUGGUCAAAAGGGAGCUCUCUAACAAGUGGGAGCAGAAGACGGAUUUCCUGCAAAGAUUUGGGGCACGGAGAUUGUGAAGGCUGGCUAUGGAAGAAAAAGGAUGCCAAAGGUUAUUUCACACAGAAAUGGAAAAAGUACUGGUUUAUUCUGAAGGAUUCAUCCUUGUACUGGUAUACAAACCAGAAUGAUGAAAAAGCAGAAGGAUUCAUUAGUUUACCCGAGUUCAGGAUAGAUAGAGCAAUUGAAUGCAGACGAAAACAUGCCUUCAAAGCAUGCCACCCCAAAAUAAAGAGCUUCUACUUUGCAACAGACUGCCUUGAAGAGAUGAAUAGAUGGAUGAAUCGUUUGGGUCUUGCAGCAAUUGGUUACACGCCUGAUGACAAGGAUAUUCAUCCAGAUGAAGCAGAUUACUGGAGUGAAAGCGACCAGGAUGACAUCGAUGGCUCUUUAACCCUGAAGCAGGAAGGCUCUUCAACACUGUGUGACACCUACCAUCGAACACCCUCAGUGAAUUCUUCAAGUCCAUUCCCUGAAGCCAAACACGGUCGACACUUUUCAAGUGAAUCAACAUAUUCUCAUUCUUCUGCCGAGGAUUCUCGACAAGAUGUAGCAGGAAGCACACACUCGUCAGGAUGCAGACCUCCCUACCGAGAAAGACGCUCGUGGCAGGACCUGAUAGAGACUCCGUUAACCAGUUCAGGGCUCCAUUUUCUUCAGACUGUUCCUCCUGACGCAGAGUACGUGAGCGGCCGGCCUGGAAUGUCACCGGACAAACGAAGACAAGCAACGCUACCAGUACAAAGGCGUCACAAUUAUGAGCAGGAUGGGCCUUUCCCUUUGGUGGAAUGUCCAAGGGGACACAGCUCUCAUAUCAGGCCACAGAAGCAACGUAGUCAAAGCCUUCCCCGGAACAGAGAUGUCAGGGGAAAGGGACACGUAAAGUCCAUAGAAGGAACAGAUGACAAGCUAGAAGAGAAAGUUCCUAUUAGAAGGCAUAAUAGUUUCUGUGUAGAAGAAAGCAUACAAGAAAUUGGAGAAAAUAUAGAUGGUUUGCAAGAGCUGUACAAAUCUCUGGAACAAGCCAGUUUGUCAGCUUUUGGAGAGCAGCGUCCUUCCACCAAGCAGGAGUUCCGCAAGUCUUUCGUAAAGCGAUGUAAUGAUCCGGUUAUCAAUGAAAAGCUUCACCACAUCAGAGUUCUCAGGAGCACUUUAAAAGCGAAGGAAGGGGACCUCACAGUUAUCAACAGCCUUCUGGAUGAUCCCAACUUAACAUCAAAGAAGUUUAAAGAUUGGAAACUAAAGAACUAUGAGUUUUUCCUGGACAUUUGUGAGUAUAGUGCUGCUGUGAAAUCUCAAAACGGAGCCUCUGAACUUGCAACCUCAGCCCCGAUGCUGACGCAUACGCACUCGUUCAUUGAAACUCACGUCUGACAGGACUCAUACCCCGAAUAAUUGCUGGGUGCCAUGAAAAAGCGAGUAAGAUAAACAUUGUAAUAAUUAUUGAUAACGUACUCAGCAGUACUGUAAAUAAGUUGGAUAAGAGAAUAGUGCCACAGGAUGCCUACUACAUUGCAUGAUAAGACUAUAAUAUUCUUUAUGAAUUUUUUGUUUUGUUUGCUAUUAUCAACCGAUGUCCGUAUCAAGCUCUGCAUAGAAAGAAGCAGUGCAGAAGUGUAACUGAAAAUAAAUACCAGUAUAUUUAAAGUACUGUACUAAAACUAAGCUUAUAGUAUGAGCUCCUACAAUCAUUUUAUAUAUAUAGAUAUAUAUAUAUAUAAAGACAUAUCUAUGUAUAUAAAAUGUAACAUGAUAGUUGACAUUUACUUUUAAAAUGCCCUAAAGUUCACGUUUUCACACAUUUUUUUUCUUGAGGAAAAAAUAUAAAAUGAAAACACGAAUGCAUUGGCCACUCUUAGAGAUGAACGUUUAUUUUUGCAACAUUUCCAGGUAGUGACCAUCUUUGCAAAUAAAAGGACAGAGUUAUCAAAAUGUAAACUCAAUCCCUAUAGUGUGCCUUAAAAUGUACACUGUACAUCUAGCAAAUAGAUCCCAGUCGGGCCCUAUGGGCAUACUGGACAUGCCAUU